Molecule: messenger RNA, 924 nt
Organism: Vigna umbellata (rice bean)
Lineage: Eukaryota; Viridiplantae; Streptophyta; Magnoliopsida; Fabales; Fabaceae
Source: RefSeq, a predicted model, not a curated record
AUGGCGCCUAGACUCCCUCCUCCCCCACAGCCUAACGAACCUGACGCACCCAACCACGCUAGGCUGUUGGAAACGGUAAUUGAAAGGCUACAACAACAAAACGCUACGUUAAUGGAGCAUAAUGCAGCUGCUCUAAGAAGUCUUGAGGCAGCACGAGAAAACUCUGAGUCUACUGAGAGACAAUUGAUGGAACUAAUUGCCGCCACCAGAGGCACGCUAGGGGCGUCCUCUUCCAAUGUUGUUCAUCAUACCGAGUGGAGUUUGGAGAGCUUUCUUCAACACCAUCCGGCCAAGUUUAGUGGGAAGUGCCUCCCUGAUGAGGCAGAUCAGUGGCUGCAGGACAUGGAAAGAAUUUAUAAUGCAAAGAGGUGUCCGGAUGAAAAUCGUUUGGCCUUCACAGAGUAUCUUCUGACUGGAGAAGCGAGCCACUGGUGGGCGAGCGUGAAGGCAAUCUUGACGGACGCUCAAAAUCCCAUCACCUGGGAAGUAUUUCGGAGCAAGUUUUAUGAAGAAUACUUCCCAGACAGCGUUCGUUUUGCUAAGGAAGUAGAAUUUCUGCAACUGGUUCAAGGAGGAAUGUCCGUUGCUGAGUAUACAAAUAAAUUCAAGCACUUGGUGAGGUUCAACACUAUGGCGACCAGUGAAGAAUGGCAAUGUAGAAAAUUUGAAAAUGGGUUGAGAAGCGAUCUAAAGGUGUUGAUCUCAAGCUUGUGCAUUCGGUCGUUCCCUGCCAUGGUUGAGAGGGCUAAAGUAUUGGAGAAGAACAUGGCUGAGGCAGAACAACAGAAGAAACAACAGGCAUCGCGGGGACCAAUUUUAUCAAGGCCCAAUCUGAAUCGGAACAGGACUCCAUACGCUCGUCCAGCUCAGGCGAGUGGAUCUCAAGCUAUGGUGGUUGCUGGACAAUCAGGGCAACAGGGGCCG